Dovyalis caffra is the source of this 270-nucleotide messenger RNA. Lineage: Eukaryota; Viridiplantae; Streptophyta; Magnoliopsida; Malpighiales; Salicaceae. The record is from the annotation of a GenBank genome assembly.
AUGAAGAUUCAACCAAAAACAAAGAAAUUUCAAAUUGACAAUGAUGUGGAGAGAGAAAGAGAAGAAAAAGAAUUCUCUAAUCAGUUUAUUACAAAGCCUAAAGAGCUCGUUAGACUUGAUGGAGCUGAACCGAAGGAGGAACAUGGGAUAGAAAAGGAAAAAAGACUAAUUAAGAAGAAUAAGGUAGAAGUAGAACAAAAUAGAAACUUCAUAGCUUUUUCUACUCUUGGCAAGAAUCUUGAAGAGUAUCUUGAUGUGAAUCCAGAAUAG